CAGUCAUGUGAUCAGCUGUGUCCAAUCACAGCUGAUCACUGAUCAUCAGGGCACUGAUGAUCAGUGUGCCCUGAUGAUCAGUGUGGCCCCAGAAGUGCCACCUGUCAGUGUCCAUCAGUGCCAGCAGUCAGUGCUCAGUGCCACGUGCCAGUGCCCAUCAGUGCCACAUCAAUGCCACAUAUCAGUGCAUACCAGUGCACAUCAAUGCCACAUAUCAGUGCCCAUCUUAGCUGCCUUUCAAUGUCACCCAUCAGUG
This is a messenger RNA of Staurois parvus, 256 nucleotides long. NCBI's taxonomy places the organism in Eukaryota, Metazoa, Chordata, Amphibia, Anura, Ranidae. The record is from the annotation of a GenBank genome assembly.